AUGACUAUAGAUCCAGCAACCAUCCGGAAACCACCCGGCAACCAUCCAGCAACCAUCCAGCAACCAUCUGGCAACCAUCCAGCAACCAUCCGGCAACCAUCCAGCAACCAUCUGGCAACCAUCAAGCAACCAUCCGGCAACCAUCCAGCAACCAUCCGGCAACCAUCCGGCAACCAUUUGGCAACCAUCAAGCAACCAUCCGGCAACCAUUCAGCAACCAUCAAGCAACCAUCCAGCAACAAUCCAGCAACCAUCCGGAAACCACCCGGCAACCAUCCAGCAACCAUCCAGCAACCAUCUGGCAACCAUCCAGCAACCAUCCGGCAACCAUCCAGCAACCAUCUGGCAACCAUCAAGCAACCAUCCGGCAACCAUCCAGCAACCAUCCGGCAACCAUCCGGCAACCAUUUGGCAACCAUCAAGCAACCAUCCGGCAACCAUUCAGCAACCAUCAAGCAACCAUCCAGCAACAAUCCAGCAACCAUCCGGCAACCAUCCGGCAACCAUCCAGCAACCAUCUGGCAACCAUUCAGAAACCAUCUGGCAACCAUUCAGCAACCAUCAAGCAACCAUCUGGCAACCAUUCAGCAACCAUCAAGCAACCAUCCGGCAACUAUCAAGCAACCAUCUGGCAACCAUUCAGCAACCAUCUGGCAACCAUUCAGCAACCAUCCGGCAACCAUCCAGCAACCAUCCGGCAACCAUCCGGCAACCAUCCGGCAACCAUUCUGCAACCAUCCGGCAACCAUUCUGCAACCAUCCGGCAACCAUCCGGCAACCAUUCUGCAACCAUCCGGCAACCAUCCAGCAACCAUCUGGCAACCAUUCAGCAACCAUCAAGCAACCAUCCGGCAACCAUCCAGCAACCAUCCGGCAACCAUCCAGCAACCAUUCAGCAACCAUCAAGCAACCAUCUGGCAACUAUUCAGCAACCAUCAAGCAACCAUCCGGCAACCAUCCAGCAACCAUUCUGCAACCACCCGGCAACCAUCCGGCAACCAUCCAGCAACCAUCUGGCAACCAUCCAGCAACCAUCUGGCAACCAUUCAGCAACCAUCUGGAAACCCUUCAGCAACCAUCCAGCAACCAUCCGGCAACCAUCUAGCAACCAUCAAGCAACCCUCCGGCAACCAUCUAGCAACCAUCAAGCAACCCUCCGGCAACCAUAGCAACCAACUAGAACCCGGAACCUGA
Molecule: messenger RNA, 1194 nt
Organism: Knipowitschia caucasica
Lineage: Eukaryota; Metazoa; Chordata; Actinopteri; Gobiiformes; Gobiidae
Source: the annotation of a GenBank genome assembly